Molecule: messenger RNA, 1899 nt
Organism: Phaeodactylum tricornutum CCAP 1055/1
Lineage: Eukaryota; Bacillariophyta; Bacillariophyceae; Surirellales; Neidiaceae
Gene: hHrd1
Exons: 1
Coding region: 1-1899 (632 amino acids)
Source: RefSeq, a predicted model, not a curated record
AUGACGAUCAUACCGAUGGACGACCAUGGCAACGACGACGACCACGACGAGCAACGACUCCAGCGUGAGCGCGAACGCGCCGUGGAGCAAAUGCUCUGGGCACAGGAGCAAGCGGAACAACAAGACCAGAGACAAUCGGCACACGAUCCGAAUCCAACACGUUUACCACCACCCGACGAUCCUGCCGUACCCUUCCCUCCGCUCCCCGACGAACAAGAACCGCCCCUGCCUCCGCCAUUGUCCCACCAAAAUAAGUCCUGGUCCUACACGCAGUGGAGUUUCGCCGCCGCCGGAGCGACACUCUGGUACGCACUACGCACCCGGGACGAACAGUGGUAUCUGGCCGUCGUCUAUCUCCAUUCCUCGCGGUGGGCGUGUGCCGUCCUCGGCAACGCGCUACUCGCCGCGGCCGUCGCCACUUUCCAACUCACCGUCCGUCUGUUCCUACCCAACGGAGGCUUGCGCGUACACGAAGCGGAAGGUUUGCAAGAUUUCUUUCGUUGGAACGUGACGGAAACGUGUCUCGCCUUGACCAUGUUCCGCUCCGAACUGACCGUGCAGACGGCGGUGGAAUUUGUGGUCCUCAUUCUCUGCAAGUGUCUACACCACGUGGCGAAUAUGCGGGAACAGCACGUCCGUAUGACGCAGGAUGCCGUGGUCCGGUGGCGUCCGGAACGGAUCGCACCACAAGCCUCCUGGCCACCACUCCCCGCCGUGCCGACAGCGCACUGGAGGAUCCUGGUCUUUUUGGGAAUCCUCCAACUUGGUGAUCUCUACGCACUCCAGUACUUUGGUCGGGACAUUGCCGAGAGAGGACCCUCCGUCAAUAUACUCUUCGCCUUUGAAGCCGCCAUUCUCCUGGUCUCGGCAUGGAGUCACCUGUUGCUCUGGCAUAUAUACGUAGGGGACGGAUUGCUCCAUUUUGGACACGACCACUAUCCGCGCAGUUUCGUGGCGCGAUGGCUCCAUACCUGGAAAGAAUACAAGGCCACCUUGACGUUUGCGGUCGAGUUGCAGGCACAAACCGUACAGUUCCUCUUCUAUUUGACCUUUUUCGCCAUUGUCAUGACGUACUACGGCGUACCAAUUAAUCUGUUCCGGGAAGUAUACGUUAGUUUUGCCGCACUCAAGGACCGGCUCUGGGCGUUUCUGCGCUACCGCCAGCUCAUGGCCAGCAUGGACCGCUUCGACAGCGUCACGGACGAGGAACUCGAACAAGCCGGUCGGGAUUGCAUUAUUUGUCGAGACGAAAUGAAAACGCACGACUGCAAAGCCCUGCCCGUAUGCCGCCACCUAUUCCACAAAUCCUGUCUCCGCGAAUGGCUCGUCCAACAACAAACCUGUCCCACCUGUCGGAGUGAUAUUGGUGCCAACGAGGUGACGCAAGAACGACGCCGUGCGGCACAAGCCGCAGCGCAAGAACGACAGUCCGCCGACGAAUCAACACCGUCGCCCGCCACCACGUCACCAGAUAUUCUGUCACCCGCGGAUGCGAGCGGUUCCGUGGAGCCAACGUCCGGGGCUGAAUCCCCACCCACUCUCACCGAAGAAGACGGGCACGAUUUCGAAACCAUGCUCCGACACUAUCAAACCACGCUACAAGCUCGGAUUCGACAACGAUCGCGGCCGGCUCUUGUCCUGCCCGGACUGUACCAGGUCACGCGAUCAAGUGGUGCGUCCGUUUACACCGGUGCACACGACGAUGCCACCCACCAAACGCCGACCGUGGUGAGAACCGUUCCCCGUGGCGUCGUCGUGCUGGCUCUCGAGGGAGCAACGCUACGGUUCGUUGGUCCCGAACCCGUCGAGGCCGUACGUAUUCCAGAUGGUUGGAUGGCCCUGGCGGAUGUAGAAUUUCGGCUCGCCAUUGGUAAAGAAGCACCACGCUCAGCAAUUUAA